Molecule: messenger RNA, 1487 nt
Organism: Pyrus x bretschneideri (Chinese white pear)
Lineage: Eukaryota; Viridiplantae; Streptophyta; Magnoliopsida; Rosales; Rosaceae
Product: transcription factor Pur-alpha 1
Exons: 5
Coding region: 295-1167 (290 amino acids)
Biological process (GO): regulation of transcription by RNA polymerase II
Cellular component (GO): nucleus
Molecular function (GO): purine-rich negative regulatory element binding; DNA-binding transcription factor activity, RNA polymerase II-specific; RNA polymerase II transcription regulatory region sequence-specific DNA binding
Source: RefSeq, a predicted model, not a curated record
AUUUCGCCCUCACAUGACAUCCCCAAGGCCCAAAACCCUAGUUUGCAUAACUAGCAAUCGAGGAGCAAUUCCAAGUUGAGAAGUGAGAUCUGGGGGCUGACACCUACCAAGUAGCAAUUUACCAACCAACCAGAGCUCCAUAGCUUGCGUCGGUGGUAUGUCUCAACUCUCAACUCUCACGACUGACUCUCAACGAAACAACUAGCUAGUAGUAGUGGUGGAGUGGCAAAUUUGGUGGUUAUUUAUUUGGAUUAGGUUAAAAUUACGAAAUAACAUAAACAGAAGGAUUUGCAGAUGGAAGGGAAUUCGGGGGGCGUAGGAGGCUGUGCAGCGGCAGUAGGCGGCGGGAACGACGUCGAGCUCCUGUGUAAGACGCUGCAGGUUGAGCACAAGCUUUUCUACUUCGAUCUCAAAGAGAACCCUCGAGGCCGCUAUCUUAAAAUUUCCGAGAAGACGUCGGCCACCAGGUCCACCAUCAUCGUUCCCUUCUCCGGCAUCUCUUGGUUUCUCGACCUCUUCAAUUACUAUGUCAAUUCCGAUGACCAGGAAGUCUUCAGCAAGGAAUUGCAGCUCGACACCAAGGUCUUCUACUUUGACAUAGGCGAAAAUCGCAGGGGCCGCUUCUUGAAGGUUUCUGAAGCUUCUGUUAGUAGAAAUCGCAGUACUAUUAUUGUUCCUGCAGGAAGCACCCGAGAUGAAGGGUGGGCAGCAUUUAGAAACAUUUUGGCGGAGAUCAAUGAAGCAUCAAGGCUUUUUAUACUGCCAAAUCAGCAGCAAAGUUCUGAACCUUCAGAGCGUCUUGUUGGGCUUUCAGAUGACGUAGGCGCUGGUUUCAUAUCUGGCCACAGUAGUCAAACUGCUCCAACUUCUGAACUGAAUGACAGAUCCGCUGAGUUGCCGGCACAAGAUGAAAUUGGUAACAUGGGGAUAUCUAAAGUGAUCAGAGCUGAUCAAAAGAGAUUCUUCUUUGAUCUUGGGAAUAAUAACAGGGGUCACUUCCUAAGAAUAUCCGAGGUUGCAGGUUCUGAUCGGUCCUCCAUAAUUCUUCCGCUGUCAGGGCUCAAGCAGUUCUAUGAAAUAGUAGGUCACUUUGUGGAGAUAACCAAAGACCGAAUUGAAGGAAUGACAGGUGCAAAUGUUCGGACAGUGGAUUCCCCCCAGAGAUGAAUCCCUCCCCUCGGGUUUGGUGAUUAAACCAAUAAUUCCAGUAUAUCAAGAUUGCUUUAGAGGUACAAGUAGGUGUUUGAUUAGGGGUGGGAUUCUCCUUACAGUUGUGUUUCUGUUAUUUUCUUCUCUUCUUCUGUUCACUCAUUCAAGUCUGAAAUAAUAUCCGUUUUUCUGUUUGCUGAACAUACAAUUCGGAGAUUAUUGCCAAGCUUAAUUUAAACAAUCAAUAACACAAAAAACAGACAAGAUACUUGUAACUUGAGUUUGAUAGUGUGUCAACCUUUCAGAUUAAUAGUAAUGACCAUUCCAGCUCUGCUUUA